AUGUCCGCUAGCUACUGGGAGUCAACCCAGCGUUUGAAAUGGCAGCACACGCGAGAAAGUUUGUCAGCUGAGAGACACCAGCUAUGGCUAUUAGAGUGCCAAUUGUUCCCACAAGGACUGACGGUGACCAUGGAAAAUACCAAAGGAUCGGGCCAGCCGGUUACAAGAACAAUUCCUAUCACAAAUUAUGACAUGCACUACGACAAGGACUACAAUCUGCGGAUUUACUGCUACUUUCUGAUCAUGAAGCUGGGCCGGAGGCUCAAUAUAAGACAAUACGCUCUGGCUACAGCACAUGUGUAUUUGUCGCGCUUUCUGCUUCGUGCUUCGGUUCGGGAGUGCAACCUGUACCUACUGGUCACCACAUGCAUCUAUCUGGCGUGCAAAGUAGAAGAGUGCCCGCAACACAUUCGGUCGCUCGUCAACGAAGCGCGCUCGCUGUGGCCCGAGUUUGUGCCCCCCGAUCCCACCAAAGUAACAGAGUUCGAGUUCUAUUUGCUCGAAGAGCUGCAGAGCUACUUAGUUGUUCACAACCCGUACCGGUCGAUGGAGCAGAUCGUCGAGGCGCUGCGACUCGAACCCUACGCGCUGGCGCUUUCUGCAGAGGAUCUGCAGAACACUUGGUCGCUGAUCAACGACAGCUAUAUCACAGACGUGCAUCUGAUAUAUCCACCGCAUGUGAUAGCGAUGGCCUGUUUUUUCGUCAUCAUAUGUCUACAAAAAUCAAACCGGACAAAAUACCAAGAAACCUUUAACAAAUUCAUGGCCGAGUCGCAGGUCGAUUUGGCCGAAGUGAUGAACACCAUACAGGAUCUGAUUGCGUUGUAUGACUGCUGGGAUAAAUACAACGAACUGUGGAUCAAAUUCCUGUUGCAUUCUCUGUAUCUACGCAGAGCUUAA
This is a messenger RNA of Lachancea sp. 'fantastica', 900 nucleotides long. The record is from the annotation of a GenBank genome assembly. NCBI's taxonomy places the organism in Eukaryota, Fungi, Ascomycota, Saccharomycetes, Saccharomycetales, Saccharomycetaceae.